GACGCCUGGGCGGAGUACGCCAGCUGGGGCAACAAGUCCAAAGGAGGAGGAACGAAAGGCAACAGCGGCUACGGUAAGGGAGGAGUUGGUGCAGCCAAGGGCGCAGGAAAAGGAUCAGGAGGCAAGGGUGCGGAGAACCUUGCCGUGUGGAAGUGCGAGCACUGCCAGUACGGCAAGAGUCUGCUGCCCGACUGGUUCUGCAAGCACUGCAAGUCGCCGAGGCCCGACGACGAGGACCCUCGAGUCGGUCGCUUGGGGGCCUGGGCUAACGGACCGCCAGCGCUGCAGCCAGGACUCCAGCCGAUCCAGACUGGUGAGACCCUGUCGGAGUCAGAGUUGGGGAACAUGGUGUCCUGUACGAAGCGCUUUGGCGAUGUGGCUGCAGCUACUCAAUACCAGAUCGCGCUGGAGAGGCUCCGAGCGGCAUCCAGGCAGCCCGAGGAGAAGCACAUCCAGCAAAGGGCCACGGCGGCCCACCAACGAGUUCAGUUCCUGAAGAAGAAGAAGCUCAAUGCGGCCGUCGAGCAGCUUGAGAAGUGGAGGACAUGGUGUGACGAGAGGGCUACAUCAGUCAGUCAGCUUUCAGCACAGCUCGAGGCCGCGGACCAGGAACACAAGCAGUUGGUCGACCAGCUGCACAGCCAGGUGCGUCACAAGCAGCAUGAUGCUCCGCCUACCCGUGCUGCUUCUACUGGCCUUCGCCCGCGCGACUUCAUCGAAGGGAAAGUGGACGCCGUCGAGUUCAUGGUCGCUGGAGACAUUUUUUGCAUUCCAGAGGAUGAGUGUGAGAUCGCCGACGGGGACAUGCAGAUCCUCCAGCAGCGCGCCGACGAGCUCAAGGCCAACAUCGCUGAGGCCACCAAGCAG
This is a messenger RNA of Prorocentrum cordatum, 867 nucleotides long. The record is from the annotation of a GenBank genome assembly. Lineage: Eukaryota; Dinophyceae; Prorocentrales; Prorocentraceae.